AUGCCUGCAAAGGAUGGCCUGAAGGACGCGGCGGCGUCGAGCGGGAAUGGCCUCGCUCAAAAACGCGACUCGAGCCUCGCUGCUAUUUUGAACAGCAGGCGCUCACGGACCUGCGGGUCUCGUGAAAACCUCCCAGACAGCUCAGGUACGGGCUUGUCUGAAGGAUGCUCGCGUUGCGACGCAGCGUCGAGUGCGGCAGCGGUGCCCACUCACACCACACACGUCUGGCUAGGAACGCCACGACGUCGUUCCACGUUACACCUGCUAGGUCGCAGCGGUUUCGUGAUGCCAGCCCAUGCCUGCAAAGGGUGGCCUGAAGGACGCGGCGGCGUCGGGCUGCGAAUGUCCCGCGCCCAAAACGCACCACCACGCCUUGCUGCAACUGUGAGCAGCAGGCGCUCACGGACCCGCGGGUCGCGUGAGACGACGCCCAGACCGCCAUCCGAAUCACUUCAGGGGUCUGGAGGACGCUCGCGUAGAGACGCAGCGUCGAGCAGUGCGCAAGCACGCUCACCACACACCCGUCCCGUAGCCUCGCAGCCAGCAAGCUACUCGCGAGGGAGGAGCUCCCUUCGGUCGAGUCGAGACGUGGGACCGCGCGGAUAUUGCAGCUGCGUCGCCGUGUGCACUGGCACGACGACCCAGCGGAAUACAGUCGGCAGCAACGGGUGUACAGACACACCGCUGCCGAGCGAUGGCGACGCACACCUUCGAGCGGUUUCGCGCACGCGCGAGGACCUUGGUGCCCGUCCUGGUAAACAUGCACCUGCGGAUGGAGAUGAUGGCGCCAUGCAGUGGGGCUGCUGGUAG
This is a messenger RNA of Leptomonas pyrrhocoris, 810 nucleotides long. RefSeq lists its product as hypothetical. The coding region runs from base 1 to 810 and encodes 269 amino acids. The record is from RefSeq and is a predicted model, not a curated record. The transcript has a single exon. NCBI's taxonomy places the organism in Eukaryota, Euglenozoa, Kinetoplastea, Trypanosomatida, Trypanosomatidae.